Messenger RNA from Pochonia chlamydosporia 170, 201 nucleotides. RefSeq lists its product as hypothetical. NCBI's taxonomy places the organism in Eukaryota, Fungi, Ascomycota, Sordariomycetes, Hypocreales, Clavicipitaceae. Bases 1 to 201 code for a protein of 66 amino acids. The transcript has a single exon. The record is from RefSeq and is a predicted model, not a curated record.
AUGUUAUGGACGUGGACAAUGGGUACAGGAAAUCCCACCAAUGUGCUCAGGAGCGGAGCUUCUUGUUACCAUCGCUACCAUAAUCGAGCUCUCGCGUCACUUCGUCUAUCAGUGCGUGGGCGGGUGAGCACUGCUGUUGUCUUUCACAGACGUGUCCUGCAUGCAGGUUCCUCGGCCUCACCGAACCGCCGGCCAAGUUGA